AUGUUCGUAAAUCGAUGAUUAUUCUCCACUAAUCACAAAGACAUCGGCACCCUUUAUCUCUUAUUCGGUGCAUGAGCCGGAAUAGUAGGGACUGCUCUCAGCCUGCUAAUCCGUGCUGAACUAGGUCAACCUGGCGCCCUGCUAGGAGAUGAUCAGAUCUACAAUGUGAUCGUAACUGCUCACGCAUUCGUAAUAAUUUUCUUCAUAGUAAUGCCCAUCAUGCUUGGGGGCUUUGGAAACUGACUUAUCCCCCUAAUAAUUGGUGCACCUGAUAUAGCAUUUCCACGAAUAAAUAACAUAAGCUUUUGACUUCUUCCACCUUCUUUUCUCCUCCUAUUAGCCUCCUCCAUAGUAGAAGCAGGCGCAGGAACAGGAUGAACUGUAUACCCCCCUUUAGCAGGGAAUCUAGCACAUGCAGGAGCAUCCGUAGACCUGGCAAUCUUUUCUCUACACUUAGCUGGUGUCUCAUCUAUCCUAGGGUCAAUCAACUUUAUCACUACUAUUAUCAACAUAAAACCACCCGCUAUAUCGCAAUACCAAACUCCACUGUUUGUGUGAUCAGUUUUAAUUACAGCUGUACUUCUUCUUCUAUCCUUACCAGUACUAGCAGCCGGUAUUACCAUGCUACUCACAGAUCGAAACCUGAACACUACUUUCUUUGACCCGGCCGGAGGAGGAGACCCCAUCCUGUACCAACACCUGUUUUGAUUUUUUGGUCACCCAGAAGUAUAUAUCCUAAUUCUUCCAGGAUUUGGUAUUAUUUCACACAUUGUAACGUACUACUCAGGAAAAAAAGAACCAUUUGGUUAUAUGGGAAUAGUAUGGGCAAUAAUAUCAAUUGGUUUCCUAGGAUUCAUCGUAUGAGCUCAUCAUAUAUUUACUGUAGGCUUAGACGUCGACACACGGGCAUAUUUCACCUCGGCUACUAUAAUUAUUGCUAUUCCCACAGGAGUAAAAGUAUUCAGCUGACUGGCCACCCUACACGGAGGAAAUAUUAAAUGAUCCCCCGCUAUAUUAUGAGCAUUGGGAUUUAUUUUUCUAUUUACAGUAGGAGGUCUAACGGGCAUUGUAUUAUCAAACUCAUCACUAGACAUUGUCCUUCACGACACAUACUAUGUAGUAGCCCACUUCCACUACGUUCUUUCAAUAGGAGCAGUAUUCGCAAUUAUAGGCGGAUUCGUCCACUGAUUUCCACUAUUCACAGGCUACACCCUAAAUGAUACUUGAGCAAAAAUUCAUUUCACAAUUAUAUUUGUAGGGGUAAACACAACAUUCUUCCCCCAACACUUCCUAGGCCUAUCAGGUAUACCUCGACGCUAUUCCGAUUACCCAGAUGCUUAUACAACAUGAAAUACAGUAUCUUCCAUAGGCUCAUUCAUUUCACUAACAGCAGUAAUACUAAUGAUUUUCAUAAUUUGAGAAGCCUUCUCAUCCAAACGAGAAGUACUAACAGUAGAAUUAACCUCAACAAACAUCGAAUGACUACAUGGAUGUCCUCCUCCAUACCACACAUUUGAAGAACCAACCUACGUGUUAUCAAAAUAA
Molecule: messenger RNA, 1545 nt
Organism: Mustela erminea (ermine)
Lineage: Eukaryota; Metazoa; Chordata; Mammalia; Carnivora; Mustelidae
Source: the annotation of a RefSeq genome assembly